Messenger RNA from Sipha flava (yellow sugarcane aphid), 1038 nucleotides. Its product is annotated as 52 kDa repressor of the inhibitor of the protein kinase-like. The record is from RefSeq and is a predicted model, not a curated record. NCBI's taxonomy places the organism in Eukaryota, Metazoa, Arthropoda, Insecta, Hemiptera, Aphididae. Gene Ontology annotation, molecular function: protein dimerization activity. Bases 385 to 1038 code for a protein of 217 amino acids. The transcript is spliced from 5 exons.
AUUCCCCAAAGCGUCAUCAAGUGAUUUUAACAGCAAUAAGUGAUAGUGACUUAGAUUCAAAAGUUAAGACAUUGAAGCGCCUAUGUGUAACAAGAUGGAUCCAGCGAUAUGAUGCAAUUAAUAAUUUUGUUGAAUUAUUUUUGUUUGUAAUAGUUUCACUUGAAAAAACAUUAGAGUGGAAUGAUUUAUCUUCAGUACAUGCUAAUAUUUUAUUGAAGGCAAUGGAUUCCAAAUUUUUAAUAUCUCUACAAAUCAUAAAAUUUACCACUAUGUAAGCAACUUCAAAAAAUAGAAAUAGAUUUAAGAGAAGCGAUUGAGUUAGCUGAUGAUAAUGUGAAAGCUCUAAAACAUCUAAGAGAAAAUAUAGAUAUUGCAUUUCAUAAGAUGUUUGAAAAUGCCAAAAGUAUGGCAGAUAUUUUGGAUAUAACCAUUACUGUUGAUCGAUUGAAUAAGAGGCAAAAACACAGAAAUAAUUCAUUAAUAAAUGAAAAUGGCCCUUUAGAUCCUGAGGCCUAUUAUCGAAUCACUAUAUGCAUUCCAUUCAUUGAUAGUUUUAUAAACCAAUUGAAUGACAGGUUUUUAGAUCAUAGAAAUGUUUUUUAUGGUUUUCAAUGUUUAUUUGAUUAUGAAUCUGGUAAUGUGCCAGAUGAAUUUGAUGAUCUUGUCAAAUUUUAUCUUCCAGAAUCUGAUUUAAAUACUGUGAGAGUUGAGUUGCAAAUGUGGAAAAUCAAACUACAAAGAGUUGAAAACAAACCUAAAUCAGGAUUAGAUGCAAUUAAAGAAUGUAAUAACAUAAUACAUCCUAAUAUCUUUAAUUUAUUGAGCAUAUUGUGUACUUUACCAGUUUCAACCGCUACUCCGGAAAGGAUGUUCUCUUGUUUAAAAAGAUUAAAGACUUACACAAGAAAUACAAUGAAAGAAGAACGGCUAAAUGGCCUAACGCUUAUGGCAGUUUAUAAAAAUAUUUCUAUUUCAGCAGAAGAAGUUUUAAACGAAUUAGCUAAAAAAAAAAAAAAAAAGCUAGAUUUGUUGAUUUGA